This is a messenger RNA of Mastomys coucha (southern multimammate mouse), 924 nucleotides long. It is a transcript of the gene Prg3, whose product is annotated as proteoglycan 3, pro eosinophil major basic protein 2. The record is from RefSeq and is a predicted model, not a curated record. Bases 39 to 803 code for a protein of 254 amino acids. The transcript has 6 exons. Gene Ontology annotation, biological process: immune response. Lineage: Eukaryota; Metazoa; Chordata; Mammalia; Rodentia; Muridae.
GAGGCCAUAGAACCUUGUGAGGUAAUUAAACAAGUAUCAUGCUAUGUGCCAGAAACUGUGUUGGACACAAAAGGACAGCAGUGACGACGAAGGUGAAGUUGUCCCUACUACAGGAUCAAGUAGACAUGUUACAGCCCCUGAUCUUGCCUUUUCUUCUGCUGGGGAUAGUUUCUGCUUUUCAUCUGGAGGCUUCUCACCCUCAUCUGGAGACUCCCAAGAGAGAGGAAGAUCUGCAGCAGGAAGCAGAUGGUUCGGGAGAGCAGGGGAGAGAGUUGGUUCUGAUUCAAGAGACAAUGCAGACAGAGGGAGAGGAGGUUGGGCAUUCCAAACAUCAAGACAUCUUAGAGGAUGGGGAGACAAUGGAGUCAGAUCCAGAUGCCUUAGAUGAGGAUUCGGCAUGCCCCAGGGAAGAGGACACAACUUAUUUGCAGGGAAUGCCUGGGUGCAAGAGCUGCCGCUAUGUGCUGGUGAGGACUCCCAAGAAAUUUUAUAAGGCGCAGAGACUCUGCAGGAGAUGCUACCAAGGCAACCUUGCUUCCAUCCACAGCUACAGUUUCAACUACCAAAUUCAGAGCUUGGCCAGGAAAAUCAACCAGUCCAUCAUCUGGAUUGGAGGCAUCCUCAGGGGAUGGUUCUUCUGGAAGAAGUUUUGCUGGACUGAUGGGAGCCGCUGGGACUUCGGAUACUGGGCCCCAGGGCAGCCUGGGAAUGGCAGAGGACACUGUGUGACUCUGUGUACCAAAGGGGGCCAUUGGCGAAGAGUUUCAUGCAAAAGUCGCCUGCCUUUCAUCUGCUCCUUCUAAGAUGGAGCCAGACCCCAUUUGGAACCUCCUACCUUCCCAGCCCUGGCUGCUCUUUCCCAUCCUUUGGCAUUCAGUUCUGUCCCCAGUCUCUCCUGGCCAUAAAGUCAGGCUUUCUACAGCA